Agrilus planipennis (emerald ash borer) is the source of this 2435-nucleotide messenger RNA. Its product is annotated as protein RFT1 homolog. The transcript is spliced from 10 exons. Gene Ontology annotation, biological process: glycolipid translocation; dolichol-linked oligosaccharide biosynthetic process. The record is from RefSeq and is a predicted model, not a curated record. The coding region runs from base 191 to 2029 and encodes 612 amino acids. NCBI's taxonomy places the organism in Eukaryota, Metazoa, Arthropoda, Insecta, Coleoptera, Buprestidae. Gene Ontology annotation, cellular component: endoplasmic reticulum membrane.
CAUUUUAGAUUAAACUUAAAUAGAAAAACAUACUCUAACGGCGAAUUUUUGCCGUUAUUUUGUUGUGAAAUCAGUGUUAUCGUUACGUAACCUAACAGUUCAAAGCUUUAACCUCAAAGUUCUGACGUUAUUUUGUUUACUAGUUUAUUUGCAUAACUAUGAUUAUACCCUAAUUCCCUAGUGCAUCAUUAUGGGGCGCAAUAUUUUAAAAAGUAGUAUCGAGAAUGCUUCGUUUAGCAUUAUUUUUCAAAUUUUGUUCAGGAUUAUUACAUUCGUUUUAAACGCAUUUAUUAUUAGACAUGUAGGGCAAACUGUAUUAGGUAUAAUGAACGUGCGAUUGCUAUUAUUGGAAAGUACAAUAUUGUUUCUUUCAAAGGAGCCUAAUAUUAAAGCAUGUUUAACUGACACAAAAUCACAUAAUUGGGCUCAAGUUAUUAACCAAAUUUGGUUAACGGUACCUUUUACAGCAGUUGUUGCUUUAUUUUUUGUAUACAUUUGGACGAAUAUACUUAGUAGUACAGACAGUAUCUACCAAACCCAGUAUUAUUUGGGUUGUUAUGCGAUAGCAAUUUCUUGUGUUAUUGAUCAAAUUUCCCAGUCUCUAGUUAUAGUGGCACAAAGUUAUUGCUUUGUACGAUUAAAGGUAGUCAUAGACACUGUUUACAUCAUAAUUCGUACAGUGAUUUUUGUGGUGUUGGUUUUAAGGUAUCCAAAUUCUCCGUUGAAUGCAUUUUCACUUGCUCAACUUUUCUCUUCAUUGGCAUUCACUCUACUUUAUUAUGGCUUUUUUUAUUGGUAUAUCAAAAAACUUAAUGUUUAUAAAAAAGAAAAUGGUAAAAAGGAAGUAACAAGUGAUGAUGAAGAAGAAGAUAUUAAGGAAAAGGAUAAUUGUUUGAUCAGCAAUUGUAAUAAUGAGAAUAAAGGAAAUCCAGAAAAUAAUAAGCUUGAAGCUAAAACUUUUUUGGAUGGCAAAUCUUUAAUUGAAGAAGAAAAUCUUAUAGAUUCCCGUAUAAAGAAAGAUUUACCUAAAAGUGCUUUGUUUAAUGACAUGCACGAUUUUCCUUUUACUUCUAUUUUGGACUUUUUUCCUGGUUUUAUGGAAAAUUGGGAAAAACCACUAAACCCAAGUUUGUGUAUAUUGGCAGUUAGUUUUUUUAAACAGUGUAUUGUCAAACAAAUCUUAACAGAAGGCGAAAGAUAUGUAAUGACCAUUUCUCCUGUUUUAACUUUUAGUCAACAGUCAAUGUAUGACAUUGUUAACAAUUUAGGAAGUUUGGCUGCAAGGUUUCUUUUCCGUCCAAUAGAAGAAAGUGCUUAUUUCUAUUUUACUCAAAUGGUAAAACGAGAUGUAGCUAUUUCUGAACAGCAGAAGAAAAAUAUAAACGAAGCAACUACAGUAUUAAAUCAGUUAUGCAAAGUAGUAAUCAGUAUAGGACUAAUUGUUAUUGCAUUUGGGCAGUCGUACAGCUACACUUUACUGCAUUUGUAUGGCGGAAAAGCAUUAACAGAUAACGCAUUACCUACUACUUUACUUCGUUUUCAUUGUGUUUCGGUAUUACUGCUUGCUGUUAAUGGAGUUACAGAAUGUUACGUCUUUGCAACAAUGAAUAAUCAGCAGAUCGACAGGUAUAAUUAUAAAAUGGUUGUGUUUUCAGUGAUAUUUUUAAUUAUAUCCUACCUUUUUACCCUUAUAUUUGGCCCAGUUGGAUUUAUUUUGGCAAACUGUAUUAAUAUGGCAGCAAGAAUAGGUCACAGCAUAUAUUUUAUACAUCAGAAAUAUAAAGAUUCAGAAUACAGGCCACUCAUUGGAUUAAUUCCAGAUUUAUAUUUUGUGAUCUCUUUAAUUUUAGUAGGAAUACUGACAAAAGCAUCAGAGCUUUAUUUAUUACAAAAAUCCAUUCUGUUGCAUAUUACUAUUGGUGGAAUUUGUUUUAUCUUCGUGGCAUUUGUAUGGGCAUAUGAAAAUAAAGAUUUAGUUUCAAUUGGAAUGAACAAACUUGUUAGAAAAAAGCAUAAUAAAGUAGAAUAAACAAUUAGAACCGUAAGUUUGUAUACCAAAGAAAUUGUACAUAAAAUAUAUUUACUGUAAAUAAGUAUUACAUACAUAUAUUAAAUUUGAUAAAGUACACUAAUUGGUUCAUUUCCCUCAAGUUUAAGUGAUUCUCACGGUAAAGAUAAUUAGUAACUGAAUAUUAAAUUAUUAAGAGAAAUACCACACCCAUGUACAUAUAUUAGGGUGGUUCUUAACAGGGGUGUUUUCGAAUUUUUAUGCUCCCAGGGACUCAAACACUCCAAAUGGUUUAAAAAAAGUCCCUGAAAAUUUGAGCUUUUUAAUAUUAAUUCAUAAGAUAGUCUGUUUUCCCACCAAGAUUCCUUAUGAAAAUAACGUGAAAAUUUCUUUUGUUUUUGAGGUCAAACAUUAAUUCAUUUUAAAU